Messenger RNA from Fragaria vesca subsp. vesca, 1843 nucleotides. RefSeq names its product mitochondrial import inner membrane translocase subunit TIM44-2-like. The record is from RefSeq and is a predicted model, not a curated record. Gene Ontology annotation, biological process: protein import into mitochondrial matrix. The transcript has 14 exons. Gene Ontology annotation, molecular function: protein-folding chaperone binding. Gene Ontology annotation, cellular component: mitochondrial inner membrane. Lineage: Eukaryota; Viridiplantae; Streptophyta; Magnoliopsida; Rosales; Rosaceae. The coding region runs from base 199 to 1647 and encodes 482 amino acids.
GAAGCACACGUUCCCUUAUUUCUUUCUUCCCAAGUUUGGAAACUCGAUAUUAAUUCCCACACUCGUCCGGGACAACAAAACUCCUUUGCCGUCGAAAUCUCUCGGCUCUCUUCUUCCUCUUUUUUUGUUCUUAUUCAAAUUUAAAAGUGAGCUACUCUUAUUUAUAUGGAACCCCACUAAAGAGUUGAAUCAACAAUCAUGGCUGGUAGAAAGCUUGUUCGAGAUUUGUUCCUCCACAGACAAUCCCUUGUUCUUCGGUCUCAACAACAGGCUUCAGGCACGAAUAUUCGAUUGCUUUCGGCAAAUGGGUAUUCCGGGAAUCGUCGAUUCAGUGUCUUCAAUGAGUUUUCCAAGCAGGUCAAGGAGGAAACCAAUAAGAAUCCACAUUUUAAAAAGACGGUCAAGGAGCUGAAGAAGCAAGUGGAAGAGCUCAAGGGAGUGAAAGAAGAUCUGAAAGUUAGAACAAAGCAGACAACGGAGCAGCUAUACAAGCAGGUGGAUGGUGCUUGGACGGAGGCUGAAGCAACAGCAAAGAAGGUCUCAGCAAAUGUAAAAGAGAAGUUCUCGGCUGCCACAGAAGAGGUCAAAGAAUCUUUUGGAAUAGGGAAAGAGCAGGCUUCAGGGCCUUCUCGUGCUUCAGCUGACCAUGUUGCUGAUGAGAAAGGUGGAAGCAAGGCCUCAUCCACUGAAGAUAAACACCAGCACUCAGGGGCUAGUGAUACUGCAGAAACAUUAUUUGGAAAAUUUAGGUCAAAGGUCUCUUCAUCAAAUGUUUCCUCUGUCUUGAAUAGAUUCAAGGAAGCCAAGUUUGUUGACAUGGCCAAAAGAGGAUAUGAAAUUGUAAAGGAUGAGUUAAAUGGUAGUCAAAGUAGGAAAAAGCAUCUAGGGUUUGAUCCUUCUUCCAUCCCACGAGUUGAGAGAAGUGCAACAAGUGACAUUGCUAUUGUACCCACCAAACAAUCUCCUUGGAGCAAAAAGUGGGAGGCUUUCAAAAUGAAGAUGCAAGGGAAUCCUCUAUUCAAGCAUAUCAGUGGGAUAAGUGAACCUGUUAAAAUAAAAGGCGAAGAGAUCAUUGAUGACAUGAAGGAACGCUGGGAAAAUUCUGAUAGCCCAAUUGUUCACAAAAUUCAGGAUAUCAAUGAAAGUAUUUUUCAAGAAACAAAUGCUGCAGCAUCAAUCAAGGAGAUCCAUGCCCGAGAUCCAUCUUUCUCUUUACCAGAUUUUGUGGAAGAAGUUCAGAAUGCGGUCAAACCUGUGUUAAAUGCUUACAUGAAGGGAGAUAUUGAAACAUUGAAGAAGUACUGUGCUAAUGAGGUGAUUGAGCGGUGUAAAGCCGAGCGUCAGGCUUAUCAAAGCCAUGAUAUCUUUUUUGAUAACAAGAUUCUACAUAUAUCUGAUGUGCAAGUCGUAGAAACCAAACUGAUUGGAGAGUCUCCUGUAAUCAUUGUCCGGUUCCAAACACAGCAAAUCUAUUGUGUGCGUGAUAAAAAUGGAGCAAUAACAGAUGGCAGCCAGGAUACGAUCCAGACUGUGAUCUAUGGCUGGGCCAUGCAACCUUGGGAUCCUGAAGAACUUCCUGAAGGUGCUCUUUUCCCAAUAUGGAGAGUAAGAGAGAUUCAACAAUUUAGAAUGCUGUCACUUAUAUAGUUAUUCACAUAAGCUCUGAUCAUAACCGAUGUGGAUGUUGUAUCAGGAAAUUUUGUAGUAUAUUAAUUUUAGUAUGAUCAAUUCAAUGCAGUUCUUUACUGAGAGCAUAAGCAAAUCAAAAUCCCUCCAAAUUUCCUUUUUGGGAGUGACAGAUUCUGAGCAAAUAAUAUUAUCAAUACAAAUUCUUUGUUACUGC